AUGUACACCACAGCGCCGAUAUGUAACGCACCGCUGGACUUGUUCUUCGUUCUGGACGGAUCCGGUAGCGUAACUUACGCCAACUUCGAUAAGGUGAAAGAGUUUACUGAGAACGUGGUGAACGCUUUCGACAUCAGCGCGAGCUCCACCAGGGUCGGUGUAGUGCAGUACUCUACCUCCAACACCUUGGAAUUCAACCUUGGUGACCAUUCUGACAAGCCAUCUACCCUGGCCGCUAUUGACAGCAUCUCGUACCAGGGUGGCGGCACAAGGACCGGGUCCGCUCUGGAGUUCGCCCGUCUGAACGCAGCAUGGAGAGGCGGAAGUGUUCCAAAAGUGAUGAUUGUCGUGACUGACGGUAAGUCAGGUGAUUCUGUGGCGUCGUCUGCUAAUGACCUGGCCUCCCAAGGGGUGGAUGUCUACGCCAUCGGCGUGGGCAACUACGAUGCCACACAACUUCUGGAAAUCGCUGCCGGCAACCAGAACAACGUAAUUGAGUUGACCGACUUCAACGCACUGAGCGCAGAGAUCAAUCAGAUUGCCCAGACUGUCUGUGCAGCUGCCCAGACUAACCCGUGCCAGAGCAAUCCAUGCCAGAACGGUGGCCAGUGCGUCAGCAUCAAUAAUGGCCAGGCUUACCAGUGCAGCUGUCCUACGGGAUUCGUGGGCGCCAACUGCCAAACAGGUUUUAGUUGA
Molecule: messenger RNA, 696 nt
Organism: Branchiostoma floridae (Florida lancelet)
Lineage: Eukaryota; Metazoa; Chordata; Leptocardii; Amphioxiformes; Branchiostomatidae
Product: von Willebrand factor A domain-containing protein 2-like
Exons: 6
Coding region: 1-696 (231 amino acids)
Molecular function (GO): calcium ion binding
Source: RefSeq, a predicted model, not a curated record